Messenger RNA from Cyclopterus lumpus (lumpfish), 1542 nucleotides. RefSeq names its product neoverrucotoxin subunit alpha-like. The coding region runs from base 152 to 754 and encodes 200 amino acids. Gene Ontology annotation, molecular function: protein binding. The transcript has 3 exons. NCBI's taxonomy places the organism in Eukaryota, Metazoa, Chordata, Actinopteri, Perciformes, Cyclopteridae. The record is from RefSeq and is a predicted model, not a curated record.
AGAGGAAGAACGAAAACAAGAACAAGAGAAAGAACAAGAACUAGAACAAAAGCAACAACAACAACAAAUUAAGCCAUCAGAGACUCUUGUCUUGGAGCCUUUGUCCUCUGGGAUCCAUCUCUUAGGUCUGAGAAACCCAAACAUUGACAGCAUGAGGGCUCAGCUGGGAAGAGACUUGUGGUCAGUGAAAAACUUUGCCUGUUAUUUGACUUUGGACCCCAACACUGCCAACUCGGAGCUCCAUCUGACCGACUGCAACCGGAAGGCGAUUAGAGUGUGGUCAGACCACCGGCCCUUGGGGCAUCCGGAACGGUUUGAGCGCUGCCCUCAGGUCCUGUGCCGGGAGGGGCUGUUGGACUCGGUGUACUGGGAGGUGGAGUGGAGCGGCGGUGCCGACAUCGGCGUCACCUACAACAGCAUCUCCAGAGACAGAGACACAGCGAGCUGCCUGCUGGGACACGCCGAGAAGUCCUGGAGCCUGGAGUGUUCGGAGGGAAGCUAUACGCCGUGCCACCAUAACAAGAGAUUCAGGUCCUCCUCACCCCGACCAUUCACCCACAGAGUCGGGGUUUACCUGAACUGGUCUGGAGGCUCUCUGUCUUUUUACAGCAUCUCUCAGGACACCAUGGUCCACCUUCACACCUUCACCUCUACUUUCACUGAGCCUCUGUACCCGGGUUUCUGGGUCUGGGCUUAUGAUGGCUCUGUGUCACUGAGUCAGGUGGAGUUAGACUGGGAACGACUGCUGCAGUGAACCACUGAGAACAAGUUGAGACCAUAGACUCAUAGACUCAUAGACUCAUAGUUCGGUGAUUUCACCGUCGCCAUCUUGGAUUAUGGUCACAUCACGUCAGAAACCGGUAUGUCUCCCUUAGUGAAACAAAAGUCAUCUGUCGCCGUAAGUUGCAAACAUUAAAAAGAUGCUUUCAGCAAAAGAAUAGACUCUUUAAAUAUCACACACUACAUUACUUUAUCAGUCCAGACUCGGUUCCAGCUGACCCAGACCAGUACAGUCCAACCAGUCCAGACAAAUCAGAUUCAGAGAUUGUGUGUUUCCACCUUUAGCUGAUGUAACACUUGAAGCACAUCUAUAAGACCACCUUAAGAUCCGAACAAGUCAAAGAUACCUGAAACCAAAAGGUUGAACUCCCGAAGGCCUUGCUUUUGCAUCGGCUCACUUCUGAAAAUAUUUUGAAGCCCAGAAUGAAACAUUUACCUGAAACCUUUGUAUUUACUCAAUUGAAUGUAUGCCGUUGUGCGUGUUUGGAUGUGAGUGUAAUGUGUGUGUAUUGUGUGUAUGGCUGACCUGUAGCUGGGUCUCUUGACUCCCUCGGGCCUCCUGCAGCUCUUUCUCCAGCUGCUCCAGACGAGUGACUCGUAUCUACAACACACACACACACACACAUCCACACACACACACACACACACACACACGGUUCAGACACGUCCAGAUGUGCUGUGUUUCCACCAACCAGCUGUCUGUGUUGUCUCUCGUCAACAACAAUUCAACUAUGUAAUUUAAUAAAAACUCAUUUAAAUUAA